AUGUGUGAAAGAUCGAAACUGUUACAGGAGAGCUUGAGCGAAGAUGACAUGGACAUGCCACUGUCUGGAGUGUGUGAUGUGCAAGACUGCAGCAUUGAUCAUGUCUCCAAGAUUUAUGAAUUGUUGGCUACUGCAGUAGACUGUUGGGAGUUAGAUGAGCGAAAUUUGACAUUGACGCGACAUCAUCACCGAUGGCGCAUGGGACUGUUCUCCCCAGAGCAGUGUCGUGAUCUGCCUGUCCCACUGUCAAGAUUCACUGGCGAAAGAGUAACCACCAAACUGUAUGGAAGUGGAGUUUCGCCUGUCGAAGUGAGGGAUGCUGAUUUCCUCAAACUGGCAGACAAGACUGCGCAGGACACUGUCCGCUGGAAAGGUAAGUGUGUUUUCAAACUGCGUCACAAACCUGCGUUGCGGUAUCAGGGCGAACAGAGCCCCCGACUGCCCGAUGGCAAAACGAAGUUUUUUGGUGGUGGUAAAACUGACCGCAUUCCUCCGCGUACUGGCGCGACAACCGCCCCCCCGCCCACUGUUUCCCGCUCUAGGCCUGUUUCGAGCCGAGGAGGCGAGACUGCGGAGGCUGAUGCCUGCCUUUCGCGACUGCGAAGCCUAGACUGCGCUACGGCCUUAGAUGUGGAGAGAGUGUCAACUGACCAGCUGUGGGCUGAUCGUUACACUUACUUCACGACGUCGACUGAUGAGUCUCGUAUCGACACUGGUUUUCAGGAUUUGUGGUCUGACAUGAUUGAAGCUGAUGGAAGUGUCACGAAGUGUGAAGAACCGAGAGCUGAUCUGGGUCAUACCUGGACUAGCUACUGUCUGUUCGAGGCGCUGAGCCUAAGUCAAAACUGGCGCGCCCUGAUCCUGAAGCUGAUGCUGAGCCACUGGGCAAAGCGCAAAGAAUUGCCGCUAUAA
Molecule: messenger RNA, 912 nt
Organism: Symbiodinium natans
Lineage: Eukaryota; Dinophyceae; Suessiales; Symbiodiniaceae
Source: the annotation of a GenBank genome assembly